GUCAUAGCACAAACGUCACCAAAGUUUGUGCUCGUACUUUCAAAAUCGGCUUUCGUGGCUACAUUUAAAAAUAUAAAACUAUAUUAAAUAUAAGUUUUCUUUGUUAUGCGGUAAAAUUAAAAUUUUCGAAAAUGAGAAUUACUAACAUAAGACGUGGAAGAAUUUAUCGUGUGGGUGGCUUGUGCGCAAUUUUAGUAAUGGUAUUGUAUGCACUUCAAAAUUACGUUCGAACGAACGUUUCAAGUGAUACUAAUGAGAUAUUGGAUAUAAAUUCAGCUGCUGAGUUUUAUAAAUCUCACAAGGACGUAUACCCCACUUUAAAAACGGAGCUAGGAAAUUUUGAGCCUAAAAUAAAGAAGAAUGUGAAAGGGCCUGGUGAGGGUGGAGAGCCCUAUCACAUGUCUCAGGACAGGGCAAAUGACAUUGCCGAGUCUGAAAGUGACUAUGGGAUGAAUAUUGCUGCUUCGGAUGAUAUAGCAAUGAACCGAACUGUUCCUGAUACAAGAUUGGAUGAGUGUAAAUAUUGGCAUUAUCCUGAAGAAUUGCCAUCAACCUCAGUCAUUAUAGUGUUCCAUAAUGAAGGCUUCUCUGUUCUUAUGAGAACAGUUCACUCAGUAAUAGACCGGUCUCCACCAAAUAUUCUUCAUGAAAUUGUUUUGGUUGAUGAUUUCUCUGACAAAGACAAUUUAAAAACUAACCUGGAGGUCUACAUCAAACGUUGGAAUGGUAAAGUGCGUUUGAUUAGAAAUUCUCAAAGGGAGGGGCUGAUUAGAACUAGAUCUAGAGGUGCACAAGAAGCCACAGGUGAUGUCAUCGUAUUCCUGGAUGCACAUUGCGAAGUUAAUGUCAACUGGCUACCACCAUUACUAGCACCUAUAUACAGAGACUAUAGAAUUAUGACCGUACCUGUCAUAGAUGGAGUAGACCAUAGGACCUUUGAAUAUAGACCUGUCUAUCAACACGGCACAAAUUACAGAGGAAUAUUUGAGUGGGGAAUGUUGUAUAAAGAAAAUGAAGUGCCAGACAGAGAAGCUAGUCUUCACAAACAUAAGUCUGAACCAUACAAAAGUCCGACUCACGCCGGCGGUCUAUUCGCUAUUAACAGAAGAUAUUUCCUCGAAAUUGGUGCAUAUGAUCCAGGAUUGCUGGUGUGGGGAGGAGAGAAUUUCGAAUUGAGUUUUAAAAUAUGGCAGUGCGGAGGAAGCAUCGAAUGGGUACCGUGCUCGAGGGUGGGGCACGUGUAUCGGGCGUUCAUGCCUUACUCCUUCGGGAACUUAGCAAAGAACCGGAAAGGAUCGCUAAUCACAAUAAACUAUAAAAGAGUCAUAGAAACCUGGUUUGAUGAGGAACAUAAAGAAUACUUCUACACGAGAGAGCCCAUGGCCAGGUUUUUGGAUAUGGGUGACAUCACUGACCAAAUUGCUUUAAGAGAUAAGUUGAAGUGCAAAAGUUUUAGCUGGUUUAUGAAGAAUGUGGCCUAUGACGUGUACGACAAGUUCCCAAAGCUGCCAAAGAAUACACAUUGGGGAAUGGUCAAAAACAAGGCGACUGGUGUUUGUUUGGAUACUAUGGGGAAGGCGGCUCCUGCUUAUAUAGGUACAUCAUCUUGCCACGGCGCUGGCAAUAACCAAUUAUUCAGGUUGAAUGAAGCCGGUCAAUUGGGUGUAGGGGAGAGGUGUGUGGAAGCGGACUCGGACAGCGUCAAACAGGCCAUCUGCAGACUCGGCACCGUCGACGGGCCGUGGAGAUACAACGAAGAACACAAGCAAAUAGUGCAUCGCCUGCAUGGCCACUGCCUGACCCUGCAGCCGCACUCGCGGACUCUGGGGCUGGCUCCUUGCGACAAUAACAAUACCUACCAGCAAUGGACCAUCUCUCACAAGAAACCCAACUGGUGACGGCGGACGUAGUGUUUGACGUGAGAUGGCUUUAGUCGGCCGUCGUAAAUGCGAAAGUCAAUUUCAGUGGGGAUGCGUCCGAUCGCGGUAUACUCGAAAACUGCUGUACGGACUUUUAUGCGAUUUUCACGAGGAUUAUUAGCCGGGAUCCGUGCGAAGCCUGGACGGGUCGCUAGUGUAAACUAACGAUGCGAGUUAAAGUUUUAUAAGACGAAAAUCGUUGCCAUUUGCUACAUUAUAUACAGUAUAAUUGUUUACUGCCAUUAAAAUUAAAUCAUAAUAAAAUAAUGUACAUAAAAUUUUACACCAUCCAAUAAGGAGAAAAUACUCUCGCAUUUACGACAUAAGUUAGGAAUAUCAUUAGAUGUGUUCGUUAUUUUACUUUUUAUUAGUAAAAAUAAGUAUAGAAGAAAGCCCUUCAUGGAGGAUAAAACCUGAUGAGAAUUAAAUUGUUUAAUAAAUGACAUUAUAUUGUUAUCUAUUUAUAAUUUAUAUGACCUUUCAAAUUAUAUCUACCAUCGUAUCUCUGAAUAAGUAGUAAAACUAUGAUUUAUUUUAGAUAUAGCGAAUUAAAAUUUAUUCGGUCAAAAGUUGAAAUAUGACGAUUCCACGUAGAUCUAUUUAUGUACUUAAUCAUUCCUGCCAUUUUAUAGCAGUAUUACUAUAAGUAUUGGGGUCAUUCACCAAUGCUUCCCUUAGAGGUUGUUUACCUAUCAAUUAAUCAUUGGAGAAUAUUGUUUAGUCGAGAUACUAUGGAACAUGUUACUAUUUGGUUAAUUUAAAUUCCAAUAUCAUCCCCUUUUCCAAAUGACUGUUAAGAUUUGUAUAGAAUAUGAAUAUUUCAUCCAUUGUGCUGAGAUUGCUAUUUGGAAUUACAGAAGAUAGAUGAUUGUAUGUAAAAUGAUAUUGCUAUAAGACUAGUUGGCUUGUAAAUUUUUUAUUUUAAAUCUCUUCAGAAUAUUUUCAGUAGAACUUGUAAUAUUGUACUGUCAGUCACAUGACCCCAAUCUCUUUUCUGACAUCUACUACUUUAAGAUGUUUAUAUGGUAAUUAGCCUGUUUGGCAGGCAAAAACUUUUUUAAUAUUAAAUAUUAUGUAAAUGUCAAGUAUUUACAUAUCUUAUACCUAACGAAAAUACUCUUUCCAGCUUUUCAAUUAAAUUUGUCACAAAUUACUCAAAAGUUAUAUCUAGAUUUACCAAAUUAUUAUAUAAAAUAUAUUUCAAUAAAAACUUUCAUAUUUAAGUAAUACAAUCCUUUUUAUUUCUGACAUCCAAUACCUUGAUGUUCUCACUUUUAUGUACUUUAGAUAAUAUCAAAAAAUUGGAUGUAGGCACUGUGAUGUUAUUUGAAUUUUAUGUAUUUUCUAUUACAGCAGAAAUAAACUCUUAUACAUUGUUAAA
Molecule: messenger RNA, 3300 nt
Organism: Pieris rapae (cabbage white)
Lineage: Eukaryota; Metazoa; Arthropoda; Insecta; Lepidoptera; Pieridae
Gene: Pgant7
Product: N-acetylgalactosaminyltransferase 7
Exons: 6
Coding region: 132-1898 (588 amino acids)
Cellular component (GO): Golgi apparatus
Source: RefSeq, a predicted model, not a curated record